AUGGGUGUUCCUAAAUUUUAUCGAUGGAUUUCCGAACGCUAUCCAAAUAUCACUCGUGUUAUCAGUGAUAAUCAGAUCCCAGAAUUUGAUAAUUUUUAUUUGGAUAUGAAUGGUAUUAUUCAUGCUUGUUCACACACUAAUGAUGAGAAUAGUGACACAAAUGUAUCCGAAGAAGACAUAUUUCGAAAUAUAUUUCAUUAUAUUGAUUUCCUAUUUCGAAUGAUUAAACCAAGAAAAGUAUUUUUCAUGGCUGUUGACGGUGUUGCACCAAGAGCUAAAAUGAAUCAGCAACGAGCAAGACGUUUUCGCGCUGGUCGCGAUCGUAUGAAAAAAUUGAAUGCAUUGGCUGAAAAAUCGGGUACACCAUUGAAUGAAAUGAAUCGAUUUGACACAAAUGCAAUUACCCCUGGCACUGAAUUUAUGUUCAAUCUCAACGAACAACUGAAGUAUUUUAUCAAUAUUAAAAUUACAACUGAUCCAUUAUGGGAAGGUGUUCAAAUUCAUUUAUCUGGACAUUUAACACCCGGUGAAGGUGAACAUAAAAUAAUGGACUUUAUUCGUUUUACACGCUCAUUACCUAAUUAUAAUGCGAACACAAGACAUUGUUUAUAUGGUUUAGAUGCUGAUUUGAUUAUGCUUGGUUUAGUUACUCAUGAAUUAAAUUUCGCCUUAUUGCGUGAAGAAGUCACAUAUGGUGUGAAGAAGACGACAAAAAUACCAUUACCAGAAGAAAUCAAUUGGCAUUUGUUACAUUUAAAUAUAUUACGCGAAUAUAUUGAUCUUGAAUUUCGUCCAAUUAAGGAUCAGUUAAAAUUUCCGUAUGAUAUUGAUAAGAUUGUUGAUGAUUGGAUAUUGAUGGGAUAUCUAGUUGGAAAUGAUUUUGUACCACAUUUGCCACAUUUUCAUAUUAAUGAAAAUGCAUUGCCGCUUCUGUGGGAUACAUAUAAGAAAAUUUUGCCAAAAUUAGAUGGGUAUAUGAAUGAUAAUGGACAUAUGAUUUUAUCACGUUUUGAAACGUAUAUAACUGAAUUAUCAAAAUUUGAUUUUGAACGUUUUGAAUAUCAGAACGAUACAAUAAAACAUUUUGAUACAUUAAAUUCAAUAACAUUUGGAAAAUGUGUAAAUGAAAACAAGAUGAAUAAUAAUAAUAAUAAUAAUGAUAUUCAAAAUAUGAAUGAAUUAAAAAAACUAAUCACAAAUAAAAAAUCACAUUCGAGAUUGAAAGACAAAUCAGAGACAAAUCAUGUUGGUGAUGAUCCGAAUGGAGAAUUGAUCGAUGAGUUUAUCGAGAAAGAGCGUAAAGAUGCGCAAACAACGGAGACGAGUGAAGAUAUAAACAUUAAAAAUAAUGAUAUGAGUAUUCGAUCUUCGUUGACCGAUGAUGAAAAUCCUGUCUACCCGGAUCCAGGUGAUGAACAUUCAUCAGCUUAUGAAACACUCAGCUCAUCUGAUGAUAGUGAACAAGAAGAAGGUAUGAUUGAACCAUCAACAAUAUCAGAAGAUGAUAAUAAUGAACCACUGAUAGAAAGUGAAUUUCGUCAACAUAAAAGACAUUAUUAUCGUGAAAAAAUGAAUAUUGAACAGAUGACAUCGAAUAUAAUGCGUACAAAUGUUGAACAUUAUAUAUUUGCCUUACAAUGGAUAUUGAAAUAUUAUUAUAAUGGUUGUCAAUCAUGGUCAUGGUUUUAUCCACAACAUUAUGCACCCUAUCUGUCCGAUUUAAAAAAUUUCAAAGAUUUAGAUAUUCAGUUUGACAGUGGAAAACCAUUUAGGCCAUUUGAACAGUUAUUAGCUGUGUUGCCACCUACAAGUCGUGAUUUAUUACCAAAAUCAUUACAAUCGUUAAUGACUGAUAUUGAAAGUCCAUUGCUUCAAUUUUAUCCCGAAGAUUUUCGUCUUGAUCAAAAUGAGAAGAAACAAGAUUGGGAAUCCAUUGUUUUAUUACCAUUUAUUGAUGAAAAACUUUUAUUGAAUACAAUAUCAAAAUAUUAUACACGAUUGACUGAUGAUGAAAACUUGCGGAAUGAUAAUUCUCCCUCCUAUUGUUAUACAUCAACAAAUCAUUUAAAACCUAUCACAAAUAUCUUGAAAAAUCCGUACUUUCCACCACUAACAGAAACGAAAGCAUCCUGUAAAGAAUACGCACACGAUUAUUAUCGUCCUACUGAUUUUAAAUAUAAAACUGGACGAUUUACGGACCAACCAUUGUUACUAUUUCCAAAGUUUCCCUGUUUAAAUGUACUGGACUACGAGUAUUCAUUUAAAAAGUCCGCUGUUGAUAUAUUUGAAUCAAAAUCAAAAUCAGUCACAUUAGUAUUAAGAUUGAAAUAUCGACCAGCUCAAGAUUUAAUAACGUACAACGAAAAUUAUAAAUCUGUUGAUGAAGGUGGUGAAUCAUCAGACGCCCCAUUUAUAAUUAAUGAUCGACAAAAACUAAUUCAACGUUAUAUGGGUAAAUGUCUAUUUAUGAAUUGGCCACAUUUUGAAUAUGGAGUUGUUUGUGCUAUUAGUGACUUUAAGCAAUUAUAUAUUUGGAAAACUAUUCCCGGUGGAGCGGUUUUUUCAUUACAAUCGCCUUACACAGAAGAUAUAAAACAUUAUACACAAACCCCGGUGUAUGUAACACGUUUACCAUUUGAAUAUGAUGAAGAAAAGUAUUUUCAUGAAAAAAUAUCCUAUACAACUCACACAUUACGUGGAGAAGAUGAAAAAAAUGAAUAUUCAAAAGCUACGAAUAUUAAUCGACGUUAUGAAGUACGUCAAGGUGUUAAUAUUGGACAUAUUCCAUUGAUAUUGUAUAUAAGUCCAUUAAUUGGUUAUAGAACACAAUGUCAAUCAUCGACAAGUGAUAGAUGUUCAACAUAUAAAUGUUUUUCAAAUCAAGCCUAUCCUUAUCCACUUCAAACAUGUUUAUUUCAAUUACCAAAUUAUAAGUCAGAAAAAGAUCUAUUUCAUUUUCCACAAACUAUUAAUGAUAAUUUUAAACUCAAUGAUCUAAUAUUUAGUUUACAUUCACCGAGUUAUGCGUGUUAUGGUCAUGUGCAAAAUAAUGUCGUUGAUAACUGUAAACAUUUUAUUGAAUGUAAAAUGAAUACUGAUGCUCCGAUACAUCCAGAUAUACAUGCUUUAUCACCAAAAUUAAAGAAAUAUGAGACUAUUUAUUACUCAGCACAAGAAGUAGCCGCAUAUUUACAAACACACCCAUGUGUAAUUUCAAAAAUAACCGGUACAGUUAUUAUUACCAGUGGCAAACGUGACGCUGUCGCGAAAAUUAACGUUGGUUUAUCAUGGAAAAUGAAUAAUCCAGUGAAACAAUUACACGGUUAUACAAAAAAAAUCGAAGGUAUUUGGUGUUAUUCGGAUGAAGCUGUGUUAAUUAUUAUCGAUUAUAUGACAAAAUUUCCUGAACUUGUUACACAUAUAAUAAAAUAUCCAAAAUUAGAUUGUUAUCCCGAACUCUCGAUAUGGCCACCUAAAAAAGGAAAAACACAUGCAUUGGAAAUUAGAACAUGGAUAAAAUCUUUACCUACAUAUUCAAUGCAGCUAACUAGUGCAUCAUGGAUUAUAUUAGACACACCAGUUAUUAAACAAAUUGAUUCUGUAGUCAAAUCAUAUUAUAAACGAUCAAAUAAUCGUAAAACUUCAUCAACAGGUUGCUUACGUAUUGAAGCUAGUCGUCUAUUUAAACCAUGUGAAUAUCUUGGCUUAUGCAAUGCUGAUCCACAAACAGAAUUUUGCCUAUAUGAUCGUGUUGUUACCGUAAGAUUAGGCGCUGGUGUACCGAUUGGAUCACGUGGAACUGUUAUUGGUGUCAUGCCAGGUCGUACAAAUUUAGAUACUUAUUUUGAAAUAUUAUUUGAUGAGUUACCUAAAGGUAGCUUGUAUUCGAUUUUAUUUAAUGGUGGUCAACAACAACAAUGUCGGGUUAAAGUACGUUCGUACCAUUUACUCAAUUAUACACAUAGUCUAAGAUUUAAACCACAUGACAUGAUGCAACGUUCAACAUUGUUAGUUGAAAAUCCGUGGGAACGACGUUCAUUAGAACCGUUGAUGCAUCGUCCAUCAUCACAACAACACGCUGAUACUUCUAUGAAUAGUCAUCCACAAAGUAUUCGAAUAUUAAAACGCGGUACGGGUGAUAAUAAUGGAAGCGUUACUACUAAUAAUCCAAAUGUCGUUCGUAAUAAAUCAAGUUUUGUUGAAAUUGAUUAUCAGCAGUCUACAGCACAGAAUCAAACAAAUACAAGAACUCGUGUACAACAACAGCCAAAAAGUGUAACUCCGUCCAAUAUAGGAAAUAAAUCGACUUUUUCAGAUGUACAUGGCAAGGAACAACCAAAAGAUGAAAAAAUUUAUUAUUCUCCAACAUUGCGGAGUGCAAUUGAAAAAUCAAAACGUCCACAAGACUCACAAUUACAAAAUUACAAUUCUGAUAAUCGAACUGGUGUAUCAAGUUACAAUCAAUCUCAAAAAAGUGAAAUACCGCAACAGCGGGAGCAAGUUGCAUCAGCUAGUAUAACAGAACGUUUACUAAAACUAUUUGAAGAAGCCAAUAUAACACCACGAGAUUCUUCGGUUAAACAGACGCCAUCUGAGGAAAAAACAAUGAAUGUUCAACAAUCCCAUCAACAAGAAAUGCAAGAAACAAACGUAGUCUCUAAUGAUUUAAAUAAAAUUUUUAUGAAAUCACAAUUACCAGAAUCGCCUGUUUCUUCAAUGUCUUCUGUGAAUCAUAUUGAUAUUAGUCAACUGCCACUACCAUCACAACAAAUAAAUGAAAGACCCGCGCCUGAUGUGUUAACGCGUGGAAUGAAUCCAAAUGCACAAGAAUUUGUAGAUGAAUAUCGUCCAUGUGCAUCCUUAGCCUGUUUAUCAAAUGAUUUGUGUCCAAUAGAAAAUACGGAGGAUAUAGUUGAAAAACCACUAUCAUCAACAUUAUUAACAGCUAUUAGUGUAUUUCCAUCACAAUUAUCAGAUACACAAUCACCAAUUAAAUUAAAUGUUGAACAACAACUAACAUCAAAAACAAAAGCAUCGCCAUCAAACAGAAAAGAAAUAACGGCGAGCAAAACGUCAGCAUUUACACCUGUUCGCUCUGGUCCAUCUACGACUACCACCUUAACUACAAUGCAGCCAAAUAUACACGAUUCAAUGCAUACUUCAUCACAACAACCAUCUGUUUUUAGUUAUGCUAUUGAACAAAUGUGUAACUCUGAAAAAAAUGAUGAACAUAUGUUACCAAAGCAGACGAAUGAUGUUGGUGCUCAGUCGCAUAUUUCACCACAUCAACUUUAUUCAGAGCAACAUCGUCAAAAUACUUAUCCGCAAAAUAGUGUACAUUCAGGUCUAUUACCUACUUAUCCUAUGUCUGUUACAUCAUUAAAUAAUAAUCAAUUUUUACAAUAUCAUCUGAACAGUAGCAUAGGUAAUACCAAUAGCUAUCCUUUUCAACUGCCGACUAAUGGUGUCAAUUAUCAACAUACUGAAUCGAAUGGCUCCAUAAAUCGAUUAAAUAGACCUUUAAUUGAACAGCAACAAAAUCAGUCUUUUCCAUUAAAUAAUGAUUAUAAUAAUCCAUUUUCAAAUCCAACAACGCAAAUUCAAAUGCCAUCAUCGUUGUUAUCAAAGGCUAUUCGUCAAUCAGCACAAUUAGAGCAAAUAACCAGUCAACAACAACAACAACAGCAACAACGUAGUAGUUAUUCAAACAACAAUAAUAUUCCCUACUCACAACAACAGCAACAACAUAGUAGUUAUUCAAACAAUACUGUUCCCUACUCACAACAACCUCCACAAAUGACGAUGAUAUCUCCUUUUCAGAAUAAUGUUGAACGAAUUAUACCUUUGCCAUCAUAUCAUCAGCAACCGUCACUUGCCGGUCCAACACCCAUUGCUCCUUCUACAUCAGUAGUAAAACCCAGCGGAUCAACUUUACAAUUUGUACCAUCACAAGUGUUAAGAAAUAUUCCAAAAAAAAAUCAAUGA
This is a messenger RNA of Didymodactylos carnosus, 5985 nucleotides long. Lineage: Eukaryota; Metazoa; Rotifera; Eurotatoria; Philodinida; Philodinidae. The record is from the annotation of a GenBank genome assembly.